GCUGGGCGUAGCAGGAAGUGAUGAUGUUAAUUUUUCUGGCAUAACUACGUAGCGAGGCCACAUGCACCAUUUUCGCUGUUAUUGUAACUCAAUAAUCAUGGAUUGCUUAGGUUAAACGUAGCCGCAGAGACCAGACGACACUUUUCUGACAAGAUUUUGAAACACUAUCGACGAUAAAGCACAUACGUUGACUGACAAACAGUCUAGACAAACCUAAUAAUGGACAGCGGACUGACAGUAGUUACUAGUCCCUUUGUGAAUGUGCGCCUAACAAGCACCAUCUCCGGCUUUGAGGUGCUGCGCAAGUUCAACAGGGGGAUUACUGUCGCAGAAAUGAAGGGAAAUCUGGAGAUGAUUGUGGGCGCACCUGCCUCCGGCAUGGACUUGGAGUUGUACAGUGCCUCUGACAAAUUCCUCCUGAACAUGGAUAACAAUGAAGCUUUGGUUGGUUCCUACCCCGUCGAUGAUGGCUGCAGGAUACACGUUAUUGAUAGGAGUGGAGGUCAGUUGGGCGAGUUCACUGACCUUUCCAAAGUGGAGAAAUUUGAGCUGUCAGACGAAGCUUACGAGAAGAAAAGAGACACCGUAAGGUCACUCAUGAAGGAACAGCGCGUUGGUCGCUUCAAUGAGGAGGAGAUGGCCAAGAAAAAAGCUGAGGCCGCUGCUCGGGAAGAGAAACAGAAGGUCGCUGCCGAUUCAAUUUCUGUUGGCAGCCGCUGCCAGGUACAGGUCCCUGGGCAACCCACGAAGCUUGGCACGGUCAUGUAUGUUGGCACAGCAGAUUUCAAGCCAGGCCACUGGGUUGGUGUGAAGUACGAUGAGCCCCAGGGAAAGCACAAUGGAACUGUCGAGGGGAAGCAGUACUUCCAAUGUGAGGACAAAUACGGCGCAUUUGUGAAGCCUCUAAAUGUGACUGUGGGAGACUUUCCAGAAGAGGACUAUGGUUUAGACGAAAUGUAGGACUGUAUAGUUUUUCUGCCUCAAAACCGAAGCACCAGUUUCAAACUGUCACCCCUUCACCAAGCAGAGAAGAUAAAGAUUAAUUUUGUGUAAGCUUUUUUUUUUUUUGUGGCGGGGCUGUGCUUCUCUGGAAGGCAUGAUCCGAAGGCAUCUUCGACCCGAGUUCCCUUUCAGCUACUACAGUGCAACAUGACUGGUGGGUUAUUAUAUUAACACAGGAUUAUCACGAAAGAGGAGCUCACACUAACAAGAUUUCAGAAAGGAAAGAAAGUUUUUUUUUUGUUGUCUCUAAUCCAAUGUACCUCUAAUCAUUUUCUGUACUUGUUACUGUGAUGCAUUUUCAUGAGUCUUGUGUCUCUGUUCACAGUUUAAAAUUAAAUUCCUCCUUGUUUAGUUACUGUCAGUGUGUACAACGGCUAUUGUAUACAAGUGUGUGUUUUGCCAUUUAUAGGCUUUUUGAGGACUGUAAAUUGUUGACAGAUUGGUCUAAGGUUUUAAAAAGGUCUGUUGAAGGAAAAAUCUAAUCAAAAAUAAAAAAUAAUAAUAAAAAAAAACGUGCUUUGAUAUUUAAAUAAAGAAAAUGGCAUUGUUGCCUGUAUUCCUGACUAGUUAAAUUGGAACAUGAAUAUCUGUUUAACUCCUGUUUCAGGCUGUGAAAUGGAUUUCAAAUAUUCUAAAUAAUCCUCCAUUUCAAAUUACACUCUAAAGCUGCAUUUAUUUUUAUAUCUGCUGUUUCAUAUAAAUAUGAUCUAAUUCAUUCCUACAGCUGAGGUACAAUCUCUUUUUGCACUUAACUCAUUACCAGUCCAUUCAUCAAUAACUAGCAGGCCUUUUAGCGGAGAUGAUAAGUUCUGAAAUAGUUUGUUUCCAAACAUGUAGUGUAUUUAUAAAUGUGUGUUUUAGAUUUAAAAUGUACGGUCAGAUAGAUAUUGUUGACUCGAUGUUAGUGAAGCCAGGUCAGUGCAAGGAAAAGCAAACUUAGUUUACAUGUUUACCGCUCUUCCCAUUGUCAUUGUCAUCACAGCACUCCACUUCACAACGUGCAUUUCAAUUGAAUGGUACAGUUUGCUGAUGCAUUGUUUUUGGUCAGCCUGUUUUAUUAGUCCUCCAAAGUUUAAAGAAGAAAUGUAAAUGAACUAUCUUUGCCUUUUCCAAAUGUCGUGGAAAAUGUUGUGUUAUUCUCGUGUAAGGACUGAUGCUCUCUGAGGUGCUGGUGUAACUACUGUAUGUGCCAAAGGGUAAUACUCAAUAAUUAAACAAUUUACCAGUGCA
Molecule: messenger RNA, 2232 nt
Organism: Mugil cephalus (flathead mullet)
Lineage: Eukaryota; Metazoa; Chordata; Actinopteri; Mugiliformes; Mugilidae
Gene: tbcb
Product: tubulin folding cofactor B
Exons: 7
Coding region: 220-960 (246 amino acids)
Biological process (GO): post-chaperonin tubulin folding pathway; tubulin complex assembly; cytoplasmic microtubule organization
Cellular component (GO): microtubule plus-end; nucleus; cytoplasm
Molecular function (GO): microtubule plus-end binding; alpha-tubulin binding
Source: RefSeq, a predicted model, not a curated record